Messenger RNA from Chaetomium fimeti, 1710 nucleotides. RefSeq lists its product as uncharacterized. The transcript has 3 exons. The record is from RefSeq and is a predicted model, not a curated record. Bases 1 to 1710 code for a protein of 569 amino acids. NCBI's taxonomy places the organism in Eukaryota, Fungi, Ascomycota, Sordariomycetes, Sordariales, Chaetomiaceae.
AUGCCGUGCCUUCGAGGCAUCGAGGUGUUCCUGACCACCAAAGCCGAAGACGAGCAGAUCCCCGAGUACCCGCACCCAGAAGGCACAUCGGCUCGGCUCCUAGGCGCUCUCUCGUCCUGCCCGAAUGGCCAACUAUCACAGCCCAAGGCCGGCCCGACAGUGGCGGUUUACAUACCGUCAAUCCCAGGCACCCCGUUUUCUAUCAAUUACAGCGUGAACACCGCGCCGGCUGCUCCCUGCAAGUACAUUUUCUUCCGGCUCUACAUGAACGCUCGACCCAUCGCUGCGUGGGGAAUUGAUCCAGCCGUUCGGCCAAAGGGCAAAGUUGUCAAGUCGCUGUGGUCGCCCUGCAGGCUUUACACCGACCGGGUCGGGUUCGAGGGCCGCAACUUUGUGUUUUUGCCUGGCCAAGAGCACAAGCCCGUAGCCGAGGAUGGUGGUCUCAUCGAGAUACAGGUCUUCCGAGCCAAGGCGAGACGUGCUCGUGCGCCGAGACUGGAAGAGUUCAGGUUCCAGGAGAACUAUGGUAUCGCCGCGCCUAGCAUCGGCCUUCUUGACCAGCCGCAAGAUGCGUGCUUUUACGACUGGCAUCUCCUGGACGCAAAGGACUCACCAUUCGCCACAUUUCGACUUCACUACCGCUCCUUGCAGAACCUCAAACGACUGAAUCUCAUUCCAGCGACCGAACUCGAGCUUCUCUGUUCCGUCUCCCCGAAAGUGCUUCGGACUAUUGCUCAAGCGCACGCAGCCUCGGAGCUCUUUGACAAUACAUCAGAGGAACAGUCGUGGCUGUCGGGGAGCGGCAGCGCAGAUGAAGCCGUGUUCCACGAUUACAGAGACCGCACUGAGGAUCUAGAUGCGGGCGACGAGCGAGAAGAGGAAACAGAGUUUUACUUCCUCAAGAGCCCACCCGAGCGAUUCCCAGCGGCGUCGUCCAAUUUCAGAGUCCCCCAGCCAAGCAAGGCACUCCGCGAUGCGUACCUCGAGUCGUACUUGCAACGUCCUCUUCCGGAGCUCCCCGUGGAUGCGCCCAACAGGCUUUCGAGACGCUCUUCUGCGGCGUCAGCGCUAUCAACCACUUUGUCGAUAACCCCUUCACUACAGCAAUAUGCCGAAGAAGAUUCCCUCGACCCGGAGGAGGUUGAGGUUGGCGUCGCUCAGCUUGUCGAGCUUCCACCCUCGGAGUCGACUCUCAGUUUCGUUCCGGAUAGCGAGCCCAAUCCAGCUGACUAUUCGAUAUCGGACUACGACGCAUCUCCAAAGUCUGCGGACGACUUCUUCUCGGCAGAGAAGCUGUCGCCCGGUCGCUAUUUGCCCACAACCGGAAGUGGGCUCGAACGCGGCAUCGCCCUCCUCACAUCACCCAAGCGGACAAUAUUUUCUGCGGGAGCGAGGUCUAGGAAGUCUCUGCCGAGUGAUUUAUAUUCUCAUCGCGAACUCUCACGGCUCGAGAGCACGACGUCGAGUGAGUCCGAGUGGGCGGUCGCGAAUCCUUCCCCAGACCGGGCAAGCCUUGCCGAGAAUUCUGCCCGUCGCAAAUUUAGCCCCCAGACCAUUAAGAAGACUGGCCGGUCCCUGCUCGCGGGGCUUCGUAAGAACAAAACCAGCGGGUCGCCGGGUAAGAUGGCAUCCAUGGUUCUCGGCCGCGACGUGCCGAAGACGAAGGGGGGUGCUGACAUCGUUGAGCGGGUCGCGGGAAGCCGGAUCUAA